CGCGCAUGCGCACUCGCGCCCUUUAUUAAGGUUGGCGCCGGCGCCAGCUGAUGUCUGUUCAUUUCUGCUGCAGCUGGUGUUGGAACUAUUUUGCCCUUUGGAAAAAUGUCAAGACGCAGUUGCCGUAACACACUUCAAGAACGAGAUGCAAACACAGCUGACCAAAAUAGAUGUUCAAGGAAGAGAAAAGCUGAGUGCAAAAGAAAAACGCCAGCAUCCAAGAAACAAAGUUAUGAAAUUCAGAACCGGUGGGAAGAAGGAGAUGUUAGCCCAUGCGUCCUUGUCGAGACUCCUCACAAGGAGCUUGAAGAGACUAGUAACUUGUCUGGUUUUAAACGCUUCCGGUUCAAGAAUCUUUUCAUCAAGCCCUCACCACUGCCUUGUCUGAGCUGGGCCAGCUCGGAUGAUGUGUGGAUUAAGAUGCUGAAUAAAGAACUGAAGUAUAUCCAUGAUAAAACCUUCAUGCAGCAGCACCCCAGCCUGCAGCCAAAAAUGAGAGCCAUUCUCCUUGACUGGCUUUUAGAGGUGAGUGAGGUGUAUACGCUUCACCGUGAGACCUUUUACCUUGCUCAAGACUUUUUUGAUCGCUUCAUGCUGACCCAGGUAGCCAUUGGAAAGAACCAGUUGCAACUCAUUGGCAUUACUUCUCUAUUCAUUGCAUCUAAACUGGAGGAAAUCUACCCACCAAAGCUUCAAGAGUUUGCUUAUGUCACAGAUGGUGCCUGUGAUGAAGAUGAAAUCCUUGAAAUGGAGCUGCUCAUGCUAAAGGCUUUAAAUUGGCAUCUCUGUCCGGAAACUCCCAUCUCUUGGUUAAAGCUUUAUGCUCAAGUAGGCUCUCUGAAGGAAGGACCAAAUUUUCUUGUGCCUCAGUUUUCUCAGGAAAUCUAUAUACAAAUGACGCAGUUGCUGGACCUUUGUAUUCUGGACAUUAACUCAUUAGACUAUCAGUAUGGUGUGCUGGCUGCUGCUGCAUUUUGUCACUUUACCUCAAUUGAAACUGUGCAGAAAGUAUCUGGUCUGACAUGGGACAGUAUAUCCAGCUGUGUACGCUGGAUGGCCCCCUUUGCUAGCACUGUAAAUGAAUAUGGCCAGCCGAAACUGAAGGAUUUCAAAAAGGUUGCAGCAGAGGACCGGCACAACAUCCAAACUCAUGUGGAUUAUCUGUCCAUGUUGAAUGAUGCUCAGCAGCGACAGCAGGAGAACCUGAACCGAUUGUCUCCAGUGGCAGUCGGCGGUUUGCUGACUCCGCCCAAAAGCACAGAAAAGCCCAGUAAUGUGUGAAAGGCUCAAGAACAAGCUGCUGUUUCUGAUCCAUACCACCUGGCAGUCAACAUAAGCAUGCCUUUCUCCUUGUGUGCAAUGUAUUUUUGGACCCACAUGCAGUUUCAACAGUUCUAGAACUGAGCUUGUAGAACAGUGUUGAGCAUUACAGGAAGGGGCAAGAUACUGUGUUUUUAUUUAAAUAACAAUGGUCAUGACCUCACAGGAUGGUGUUUACCUUGAAGCCGUGAAGUGUGCCUUUCAAAGACUGAACAGGAAAAUUGUUUACAAGUAUUUUAAGGCCUAAACAGAAGUUUAGGACUUAUUUUUCAAGCAUACUGAGAGCAAUGCAGAGUUGUAGAUGAUAUUGCUCAUGUUUGUCUUGUGGGGUUUUUUUUUUUUUUUUUUUUUUAAAGCUGUGUAAGUGUGUGAAUAUUCAUGGACUAAACUAUGUUGCCAUAGGAUUUCUAGUCAGUGCUGCUCUAAACCUCUGGUCAUUGUGAAGCUGAACUGCAGCAUGGAGUCAUGGAUGCUGGUGUGUGGAUGAGUCGAGUCGUUCUCCCACAUACAUUGUUUUGAAUUUUAAUUCUUACAAACAUGUUUCUUGCUUUUAUUUCACUCUGAAAGAAGUUUUGAUUUUUAGAAUUGCAAAAGUAUUUUGCAUAUUUAUGAUGCUACCUUUUUAUUUUAAAUGUAUUGAAUUUUCAUAAUGCUAUGAAUUUCCUUUCAUUUUAUUGCCAAAGGCAAAUAUUUAAUUCAGUGGGUGCUUAUUUAUGAAAUAUUGUAAGAUGCAGUAUUCUACUGGACCUUACUUUUGUAGCAUAACUUGAUUUAUAAUUUCUUUAACUCUCAGAAUUGGGAGCCAAAAGCCGUGCCUGUAAAGUAGAUGGUGUAAAACUGUAUAUAAGAGAAUGUGUACAUAUGGUUGUCUUGACAUAAUUUCCCUGCCUUAGUUAUUAAAAAAUUAAUUGAAACUUA
This is a messenger RNA of Silurus meridionalis, 2238 nucleotides long. RefSeq names its product cyclin E2 (gene ccne2). Gene Ontology annotation, cellular component: cyclin E1-CDK2 complex; cyclin E2-CDK2 complex; nucleus. Gene Ontology annotation, biological process: regulation of cyclin-dependent protein serine/threonine kinase activity; G1/S transition of mitotic cell cycle. Lineage: Eukaryota; Metazoa; Chordata; Actinopteri; Siluriformes; Siluridae. The record is from RefSeq and is a predicted model, not a curated record. Gene Ontology annotation, molecular function: cyclin-dependent protein serine/threonine kinase regulator activity.